GAGCACGUGUCCAUGUUGGUGAUCCUGCUCAACUGUGUGACUCUGGGGAUGUAUCGGCCCUGUGAGGACGUUACCUGCCAGUCAGAGUGGUGUCGCAUCUUACAGGUGUUGGAUGACUGCAUCUUCGCUUUCUUUGCGGUGGAAAUGGUUAUCAAGAUGGUGGCCCUGGGAAUUUUUGGCUCCAAGUGUUACUUUGAUGACAAGUGGAAUCAGCUUGACUUUGUCAUUGUCAUGGCAGGGAUGUUGGAGUAUUCCCUGGAUGGCCACAAUGCCAGUCUGUCAGCUAUCCGUACCGUCCGAGUACUCAGGCCACUGCGGGCUAUCAACAGAGUACCAAGUAUGAGGAUCUUGGUGACACUGCUGUUAGACACUCUGCCGAUGCUGGGAAAUGUUCUGCUCCUCUGCUUCUUUGUCUUCUUCAUCUUCGGCAUUGUGGGAGUCCAGUUGUGGGAGGGACUGCUGCGCAAUCGCUGCUUCCUGGGAGAGGACAUCGAAACAAUGUACAACAUGUCUUUAAAUCCUUAUUACAUGUCUGAGGAAGGUGAAGACAGCCCGUUUAUCUGCUCGGCUCCACGCGAAAACGGGAUGCGGCGUUGCAAAGAUGUGCCACCCUACUCUCAAGACGGGCUCGAAUGCACAUUGCCGGCUUCUGACCUGAGUUUUAGGAGUGUUGCCAGCGGUAACUUUUGUGUUAACUGGUAUCAGUACUACAACGACUGCCGCCCAGGGGAGCUCAACCCUCACAGGGGAGCUGUCAACUUUGACAAUAUCGGCUAUGCUUGGAUAGCCAUAUUCCAGGUCAUCACACUGGAAGGCUGGGUAGACAUCAUGUACUAUGUCAUGGAUGCUCACUCCUUCUAUAAUUUUAUAUAUUUUAUACUGCUCAUUAUUGUGGGCUCUUUCUUCAUGAUCAACUUGUGCCUCGUGGUCAUUGCCACCCAAUUCUCCGAGACAAAGCAAAGGGAGAAUGCACUGAUGCGGGAGCAGCGUGCUCGUUACAUGUCAAACGACUCCACACUUGCCAGUUACAGCGAGCCGGGCUCGUGCUAUGAAGAGAUGCUACGCUACAUUAGCCAUCUUUACCGCAAGUUUACACGCAGGCUCCAGAGGAUAUACUCUGGCUGGCACAGUAAACGUCGUAAAAAGGUGAAUCCUAAUGGCAGCAGUGGAGGCAGUAAUGGUGGAGGUAAUGGGCAUGGCCACGGUUCCAGCAGGGGCUGCGGAGGGUCAGGCCCAGGUAACGCAUUGUGGUUGAGGCCAAUCCAUAACCUUUUACAACACCAUCAGCAUCAGCACUGUCGUCUCAGCAAUGGCGGGCAGCACACCGUCAGCGUGGCAACCACAGAGCACGUGGACAGAGAAGGACACAUCAAAGUCGGGGAGGAACUGGAGAUGAAGUCGCUUACCGUUCGGAGGGGAAGUGCAAAUGGAAACAACGAUAACUCGACCACUGUCACCCAGCGCGUGGGCUCAUUACUCGGGCGACUGAACGGGGGGAUGAACUAUCCCACCAUUCUGCCGUCUUUUGUGUGCAGCUAUAGCAGCAAGACGCCACCCCCUCACUCAAAGCAGUGCGGUUCUUGUCUGGAGCAUCCGCCGAACCACCCGGCUUCUGAGCACGCCGAGACACUGACCAAGCUUUACCAGCUCAUGGGACAGCACAGUCGCCAGCGGCUGCUCUACCAGCUGGCGGGUAUGGUGCCCAGCCCUCUUCUCUUGGAGCUACUUAGCUGCCCUUUGUGUGCCAGCAGCCUGGAGACCUUGGAGCUGGAACUGGGAGACCUAGAGGGAGGCAAGGGAGAGGCAGAUGGACUACACGACUUCCCUCAGGGGGCCGAUGUGAGAGGAGUGAGGGGUCGGAGCAGACGCCGUGGGGUUGUUGAAUACGAAAAUGGAGUGGUUCGUGCCUGGAGGGACCUCAGGGAAAAACUAAAGAGGAUUGUGGAAAGUAAAUACUUCAACCGCGGGAUCAUGAUCGCUAUUCUUGUGAAUACUCUCAGCAUGGGAAUAGAGUACCACGAGCAGCCCGAGGAACUGACUGAUGUGUUAGAGAUCAGCAACAUCGUUUUCACCAGCAUGUUUGUCCUGGAGAUGGGUUUCAUGCUGCUGGCUUUCGGCUUGUUUGGAUACAUCAGGAACCCAUACAACAUCUUUGACAGCAUCAUUGUUAUCAUCAGUGUGUGGGAGAUAAUUGGCCAAGCAGACGGUGGGCUGUCAGUCCUGCGAACGUUUCGUCUGCUACGAGUUCUGAAGCUGGUUCGCUUCCUGCCCGCUCUGAGGAGACAACUCGUAGUGCUGAUGAAGACAAUGGACAAUGUGGCCACCUUCUGCAUGCUUCUCAUGCUUUUCAUCUUCACUUUUAGUAUACUGGGCAUGCAUCUUUUUGGGUGUAAAUUUAGUUUUCGCACAGAGAAUGGAGACACCAUCCCUGACCGAAAGAACUUUGACAGUCUGCUCUGGGCCAUUGUCACUGUGUUCCAGAUUCUUACCCAGGAGGACUGGAAUGUGGUGUUGUAUAACGGCAUGGCUUCUACCUCUCCAUGGGCGGCUCUCUACUUCGUUGCUCUUAUGACAUUUGGCAACUAUGUGCUCUUCAAUUUACUAGUGGCCAUCUUGGUUGAAGGCUUCCAGGCUGAGGGUGACGCUAAUCGGUCAGAGUCAGAUGAUGACAAGAAAUCAGACAACUUUGAUGAGGACGAGAAGAUAGAACAGUUCAGAGACACAGAGCUAAAGCUCUCACUGAUGAUGACAGGUAAUGGUCACAUUGACCCUCGUGGCUCUAUGGCUCCUCCCAUAAUCAUGCGCACAGCAGCCACACCCAUGCCUACACCUAAGAGCUCUCUUGGACCUGAGUCCAUCCUCGGGGAUGAGCUCAUGUACAUAGACGGAGCACCUCAAUAUAGUGAGGUAGGACUGGGUUUUCCUGAGGCAGGGGUCGGUCACCCAGAGUCCCGACGGGGAAGCUCAACAUCAGUGGAGCCAUACGAUCCGCCUUCUCUGAGCCUCUCUAGUCCCGGGCGGCGUUCUCCUCUUCCUCCCCGUGGCGCUGGAAGCUCAUGGGGAAGUCGACGCUCCAGCUGGAACAGCCUGGGAAGGGCACCGAGCCUCAAAAGGCGAGACACCAGCGGAGAGCGGGAGAGCUUGUUGUCUGGGGAAGGUGGAGAGGAUGAGGAUGCCAGGGAUGGCAAAGUGGAGGCAGGGGGAAACAACAGACUAAAGCCGGGGUCCUUGGAACUGCUGCAGGCGUCUACUCUCUGCCCUUCUGUGGUAGCAGACUAUGGUGACUGCAAUGGGAGGACCGUGACCUACAACCCGAACGUGAACUCCGACCCCAAAGAAGACUCCUCCCCAGAGGACGAUUUGGACGAUGAUGCUUCUUUUUGCUACUGGACCAGGAAGGAGUUCCAUAACAUGAAGCCCCGAUGGUGCAAAGAGCAUGAAGACUGGACGCUGUACCUGUUUUCUCCAGAGAAUCCGUUCCGUAUGUGGUGCCAGAAAGUGAUCUCUCACAGACUGUUUGACCACAUAGUUCUAGUUUUCAUCUUUCUCAACUGCAUCACCAUUGCUCUGGAAAGACCUGAUAUAAAAAAUGACAGCACGGAGCGACAUUUCCUGAGUGUGUCCAACUAUAUUUUCACUGUGAUCUUCCUAGCAGAGAUGGCCAUUAAGGUUGUAGCUCUUGGUUUCUGCUUUGGGCAGCAGAGCUACCUCCAGUCCAGUUGGAACAUUCUGGAUGGUGUAUUGGUGUUUGUGUCUCUGAUCGACAUUUUGGUUUAUCUGGCCUAUCAUGGUGAAAACAAGAUCCUGGGAAUUCUGAGAGUACUUCGCCUGCUACGAACACUUCGCCCACUGAGGGUGAUCAGUCGAGCCCCAGGAUUAAAGCUUGUUGUGGAGACUCUCAUCACCUCUCUUAGACCUAUUGGGAACAUUGUUUUGAUAUGCUGCGCCUUCUUCAUUAUCUUUGGAAUCUUGGGGGUCCAGCUGUUCAAAGGGAAGUUCUACCACUGUGAAGGUCUGGACACAAGAAACAUCACCAACAAAUCAGACUGUCUGCAGGCUAACUACCGCUGGAUACGAAAAAAGUACAACUUUGACAACCUGAUUCAGGCUCUGAUGUCUUUGUUUGUGCUGUCGUGUAAGGAUGGCUGGGUUACCAUCAUGUAUGAUGGGCUGGAUGCAGUAGGAGUGGACCAACAGCCUAAAAGAAACAACAAUCCUUGGAUGCUCCUCUACUUUAUCUCCUUCCUGCUCAUCGUCAGCUUCUUCGUCCUUAAUAUGUUUGUUGGGGUUGUGGUGGAGAAUUUCCACAAGUGCCGACAGGACCAGGAAGAGGAGGAGGCGCGCUUACGGGAAGAGAAGAGGCUCAAAAUGAAAGAGAAAAAGCGCAGGAGUAAGGAGAAUGAAGGGGCUGAGGCCAAGCUCGGGCGCUACUAUGACGACUACUCUCCCCUGCGUCUGUCCAUCCACUCGCUGUGUACCAGCCACCACCUGGACCUCUUCAUCACUUUUAUCAUCUGCGUCAAUGUCUUCACCAUGAGCAUAGAGCACUAUAAACAACCAGUGUAUUUAGGAGAGGUUCUGAAGUACUGUAACUACGUGUUUACCUGCAUCUUCGUCGUUGAGGCCCUCCUCAAACUUGUGGCAUUUGGCAUACACAGGUUCAUCAGAGACAGGUGGAAUCAGCUGGAUUUAGCUAUAGUGGCAUUGUCCAUCAUGGGCAUCGUCCUGGAGGAGCUGAAAAUGAAAGGCACAUUACCAAUAAAUCCAACCAUCAUCAGGAUCAUGAGAGUGCUCAGGAUAGCACGAGUGCUGAAGCUUCUAAAGAUGGCCACAGGGAUGAGAGCUCUGUUGGAUACUGUCAUGCAAGCACUGCCGCAGGUGGGAAAUCUUGGUCUUCUCUUCAUGCUGCUCUUCUUCAUCUAUGCUGCUCUGGGAGUGGAGCUCUUUGGCAAACUGGAGUGCAGCGUCGACAACCCAUGUGAAGGUCUGGGUCGUCACGCAACCUUUAGAAAUUUUGGGAUGGCCUUCCUCACACUGUUUCGAGUGUCCACUGGAGACAACUGGAAUGGGAUUAUGAAAGACACAUUGAGAGAGUGUCGCCGGUCUGACGAACACUGUUUACCAUAUCUGCCCUGGGUUUCUCCAAUUUACUUUGUCACCUUUGUGCUCAUGGCCCAGUUUGUUCUGGUCAAUGUGGUGGUGGCUGUUCUGAUGAAACAUCUAGAGGAAAGCAACAAGGAUGCUAAAGAGGAUGCGGAGAUUGAUGCAGAGAUCGCCUUGGAAAUGGAUAGGGAGAGGGAUCGCAGACUAAGCACAAAUUCCAACAACAGCUCAGUCGGAGGGACCUAUGUGGGGCCAUGCUCAAAUUCACCUGAAGAGGAGGAAGAGGUGCAGUACAACAACCAGAACCUGCUGUCAUCCAAGAUCUCUGUAUCCAGGAUGCAUUCUCUGCCAAAUGACAGUUAUAUGUUUAGACCGGUGCGACCCGCCAGCGCCCCCUACCCUUUAGAAGAGGUAGACCUGAGUCCCCAACACCAGCAUUCAGUCUCAGUGAUGUCGGUCCACUCCCAGCCCUGUGAGAGCCACUCUCUGCUCCAGGUUCCGGACAUUUCCCCCGUUCACCCUCGGUCACCUCCAUCCCUGUCUCUUCCUCGCAUCGCCCCGCCAACACCCAGCCCCUCACCACGGGCCCUGCAUAGGCAGGUGGCGGUUAAAGUUGAUUCUGUGGAGUCUCAGGGUUUUGAGCAACAGGAGAGGACCAGCUCAGUCCAUCUGCCCCCCCUGUCCCCUUCACAGCUACCUCCUCAUCCAUCCUCCUUGUCAUCACCCCUGCCUGCUUCUCCCUCCUCCCCCUCCGCCUUCCCUCGCUAUCGUCCUUCUCCUCUUCCUCCUCUGCUGUCUUCCCCUUCUUCUCUUCCUCCGCCACCGUCCUCCCCUUCGCUGCUUCUCCCUCCACCUCCCUCGCCCCGCGCCCCCUUGAGGCCUGCCAGCCUCCGGAGACCAAGGCCGCCCUCCGCCAUCUCCCUCUGUGACCCGGCCGAUGAGGAGGUGUAUCACAUCACCAGCUCUGCUGGCCACAGGUGGUGGGACGGGGAGGGAGGUGGGACGGAGAGCAGGGUUAAAGUGGGCCGCAGCCACUCCCUCUCCCCGUACACCUUGCCGUCUGCCCUCGACUCCUACUCCUCCACCUUUUCUCCUCCUCCUCCUCCGCUGCCACCAUCCUCGUCGAGGAGCGCACUGAGCCUGCUUGGAGCCGGACUGAAGGACCGGGACUUCAGGAAAGGCUUCAGCAUCGACAACCAGGGCUUCCUGGACAAGCCGCCAUCACUGAAUGCCGGAUACGCCGACGACCAGCGGCGUCACUCCAUCGAGGUUUGCCUCCCAAGGGCUGGAACAACCAGCUCUAACGAACACUUCACAGAGGAGGCCUACUGGCUGGAGAAAGGCGGUCCUGUGAGGGUGCAGUCUGUCAGGAGCAACCACAGAAAGAAGAAGAUGAGUCCUCCAUGUAUAUCCAUUCACCCACCCUCAGAGAGGGAGCACGCUGAAACCGCCUCGCCCCCCAAAUUAUCUGAUUGCAGCACGAUGCUGAGACGCAGGACACCCUCCUACGACUUGACGCCACACAUGCAGUCAAAUACAAACGCCCAAGACGCGUCAUCAGAUGCAAACACGCAAUCUCCAAUGCACAGAUCGCUAACGCCUGUCCAUGUUCCUCUGCGAGCAAACUCGCCCACUUGGGCACUGGCUCACUCGCGACCGUCUACCCCAACACGCACUCAGACACACACCCCUCCCCACGCCUACACGCCUACACACCCACACAUCCCCAUCAGCCCGAACGUCUUUAUCCAGCCUCACACCCCUCUUGUCCCAAUGCCUUUCUCACAGACACGCCCUGUCUCCCCUGCUGCGGGGCACAUCCCCCUCCCUCAGUUCACCUUCGACCAACCGCAGUCCAGAUACAUGAGCGGCCUAUCAGCUGGCAUAUCAGACACCGACACGGCCACCUGCUCUUCCCCUUUCGACGGCAGACUGGGAAGCGGCGCAGGAUUCAGUGCAAAGAAUCGGAGGACCGCCCAAUAAACACCAGUUGUUUGAUUCUGGAGGUGAAUCUGGUUUUAAAUCUCUGAGGCUGGAGCAGCGGCGCCUCGGCUAACCUCAGCAGAGAUGGGAAUAAGAGGUGUUUCUUUUCAGUUGUUUUUUUGUUAAGAUGAAUAAUGAACAGACAUUGAUUACUCUUUCCAGAGAGAAGCUGGUACAGACUUGAAUAAGAGACAAUGGAUCCAUUUGUUUUAAACCCAGCUGGAAGGACAGCAGAUCCACAGCUGGAGGCUGUAUCAGGCAAACAGUGCUCACUGUACGCGGUGUGUCGGGGACUAAUGCAGAUAACACACCAGGACUAAAGCCACCUAACUCCGUAGCCAAAGUUUUUUUUCACACACUGUCCUCACCUGCGCGAGCCAAUCAGGAAGCAGCGUCUGGCUGACAACCUCUGACCUUUUAACGGGAAGAGGUUUGUGAAAUGCGAGCGUAAGGGGGGGAAUUGUGGGAUAUGCAACUUCAGGUUUUCUACAGAAGUUCUGCUUGCCCCUCCUCUGCUCCUCGGAUCACAUUGAUCAGAGCAGAACUCUGUAUGUGUGCGUGUGUGCGUGUGCGAGCGUCUGAGUUCUCUUACGUGCGAUUACUGUCAAAUCUGUUGUUGUGGAAGUCGGCCAUGUAGUUCUUACGCCUGUAAACGACAGAGAGGAGGAGCAGGGCAGAGCUGUAGUGCGUGUGUUUCUCUGUGUAUCUGUGCAGUGUAAAUAAAGGAAAAUACUGUAUUUGGUGAGGUAAAAAUAGCUCUAUCCAUAUGCACAUAUUUUUAUAGAGAUCUAAAAAUGUUUUUUGCACACAAAAUUUGAAUUUCAACUUUGCUCGUUUCGUUUGUUCUCCUCCGUUGUCCUCUUGUGAAUGUAUGUCUCUUUUCAAAGAGCGAGGGAAGCCGUGAAGGAGAGCGCCCCUCUCCUCUCAGCCUGCCAGCUGAGGUCCGAGGAGAGCGGGUUUUAUUUUUCUAUUUUGAAAAAGAGAUCGAAGAGAACAAGGGGGGGGAGGGUGUGUGUUUGUGUGUGUGUGAUGUGUUUCUGUAGUUUUGUCUCAGAUUUCUAUGUAACCGGUGUCUAAAUAGGUAUCAGUCUUAAGAGUAUGGGCUCAGUGAUGCGAAGCAUUUAUAGAAAGAGCAAUGUGAGUAUAUAUUUGACUAAGAUGUGCUAAUUAGUUCACGCGCCCUAGCUCCACAUUCAAAUUUGGCCGUUAUUAAAUGGGCCACAUCCCUGCGGGGAGUUUAAAAUCCAGAAAUUUCAGGGCAGGGAAAAAAAUAGAUUUUUUAUUUGCUUUGAUUCAUUGAAAUGAAAUGAAUCAUGGCUUCACUGAGCCUCUCCUCUAGUGCUGUUUUCAAGCUGGAUCAGCUUCGACACCUGUGUUUCUGUACAUCUAAAGACAACCAAACUAACUAACUUACUAAAUAUGUGUAGCCAGAGUGCAAUAAUAAUAUAUACUUGUGGAAAAUAUAGUUAUCAUCCACAUUACAUAAAAACAGCCACACUCUUGUAUUCAUACUGUAGAACUGCUAAUACAUGCUAUAAACCCAUUUUUUUAUAUGACGAUUGAGAAUAGCUCUCUCACUCUGUCUGGUGUUCGUGCUUCUAUAAGUACUCGUACCCUGAGUGUGGCUGUGCUGGUGUGGGUGUGGCUGGAAGCGACGUUAGGUACUGUAGAUUUCUCCAAAAGCUCAGGCCCACCCACUGAUGGGGUUACUGUAAACAGAAGAGGGAUCCGCACCUCUGCCGAGGACUCGACAAGCCAUUUAUCAUUCUGCUUUUUGUUUCUGUCCUCACUGACCGGCACCUCGCAACUUCAGACACAUCGGUUUACUGACGCACCGGUUUGCCACAUGUCACGUGGGCCAUGCGUCCAGGAGCUUCAUCGAGGAGCUGAACGUUUUCUUCCUUCUGUCCUGGCAGAGCACAAUACGUAAUUGAUUCUGUUAUGUGCACGGUGUGGUUUGGCACACAUAUACACACACUCACACUUGAAGCAUCCCUGUAAGCUUCAUUGGUACAGAUACCCUUUUCCAAGGCAGCUGGCUUGGAGGGUGUCUUUAUUUUAUUUUUAUUUCUUGAGGGGGGGAGGGUCAGCGCACAACAUGCACAAAUCCUCAGUAAUCUGAGUGAAAACCAAAGUGCUCCCAUAUCGUAUCUGUAAACACGUAAGGCUCCGUUCUUCGUGUUUGUGCAGAUGAAAAGGAAAGAAAAUCAACCAAACAAGUAUUUAUGAUAGAUUUGUGAAACAGCUGAUCAGACAAUUGCUGCAAAUUUGCCCCCAGUCUGUCUCAAAGGGUACUAAAUAAUUAGAAAAGAGGUGAUUUUUUUUUCUUUUUUACAUUCAUCAGAUGCAUAAAUUACUUUGAAAGUCUGCAAAAACUUUUGUAAACACAGAGCCAGGAAUGAAAUCAAUUAAUAAAUCUCCUUCUACAUUCUCUUUGGCUUUCCCCUUUACCGAGCAGCACGUGUGUAGACAGACAGGUUUGGUGUUAAACACCUUUAGACACCGUUAAACACAGGGUCUCCUUAAAGCUACAGUUGGCAACUGUGUAAUCAGGUGGAAGGGACACACACACACACACACACCAACAAUCCCCGAGUAAAUGUUCCCAUCUUGCAAAGGCAGAAUGUAAAGCUCCUAUAGGUCUUUUGGUGCCAGUCCUCGUUGAGCUCUGACACACAGGAGCACAAAGCUCACUAAAUGACGUCGCAGACGGCCACAGUUAGUUAUUCACCUGCUUCAAAUCCUUUUUAAAAAAAAAAUCAUUUUUGAGUGCUUGAACACGCUGCUUCGUCUCGUUUCCUGUCCUCUUCCUGCACAACACCGUCAGCAACGGGAGGUUUUAGGUUCUCCGUAGAAAACCCUCUUCUCUAAACGGUAUCGCCGUAUUAAUCGACACGGUUCGGUAGAGUGACUGUAUAAUUGUUCUUACGAUUUUGCAGAUCUUUGGAUCUGAGUAUUUAAAUCCUGUUUUUGAGGAAACAGUUUUGACUAUUGCAUGUUUUGGUUUAAAAAGAAGACGCAGAAGAAGAAGAAGAAAAUAACUUUUGGGAAAGAAUCAUCUGGAUGUUUUCGAGAUUUUGAUAUUUGCAUUUUCAGAUGUUUCCAUUUGUAGAUCGACUACCUAAUUGCACUGGGCUCUUAAUAAUUGGUAUCUGAUAAAAUACUGAUUAGACGACCCUAUUCUUUAUUGUCCAAUGCAGUACUGGGUGGUUAUUUACAGUGUGAGAACAGAGCUCCUCUUUAUACAGUUUUAUAUAGAGAAAUGGAAACCUGGUUGGUUCUGUUUUCUUAAGAACCAACAUUAUUUAAUGUUGACAUGAACUUUUUUUUUCCACUUCUCCUCCAGGUAAUCUAAACAUAGUAGAACACUGGUGAUGGUGAAAAUAUUUAUCUGAUGUAUAUUUUAUGUAGGAGUAGCCUCGGCCCUGAUGCUCUGUAAAGGACUGAUCAGCGUAGUGGUUCAUUUUCUUGACUAAUAUCGAGCUGGUCCGGUGAAGGCGAUCGCGCUCCUCACACGGCUGAACCUAGAGAGCAGCAGAAGGUUCAAACUGUGAUAGAACUUGACUUUGAUGAAUCAGAAGCCUUGUUUUCUCUUUCCUUCCUUCCCUUACAACCCUUCACCGACUGACCCAAGCACCCCCACCCCAAACCCCCCCUCAAGCCUUACAAGAAGGGGAGGAGGUGCAUGUGUACUGUCUGUCAGAGGAGAGUCAAUGUGUCUGCAAUAAUAAGCCCCGCCCCCUUGCCAUUACUCCUCAAACGGGGAAAACGGGAGGGGACGGGAUGGUGUUUAAAGGCUCGACACGCAGUUGGACUCUGUUGUAUCGUUGAUAAUUAAUGUGCGAUGACCAACCAUUGUCCUGAAGGAUGUUUUCCUGUCAAUUAAAAAACUGCAUUUUUAAAAAGUUCCUGA
This is a messenger RNA of Maylandia zebra (zebra mbuna), 10999 nucleotides long. RefSeq names its product calcium channel, voltage-dependent, T type, alpha 1H subunit a (gene cacna1ha). The record is from RefSeq and is a predicted model, not a curated record. Gene Ontology annotation, biological process: calcium ion import across plasma membrane. Gene Ontology annotation, cellular component: voltage-gated calcium channel complex; membrane. Gene Ontology annotation, molecular function: high voltage-gated calcium channel activity. Lineage: Eukaryota; Metazoa; Chordata; Actinopteri; Cichliformes; Cichlidae.